Messenger RNA from Marasmius oreades (fairy-ring Marasmius), 321 nucleotides. RefSeq lists its product as uncharacterized. The transcript is spliced from 2 exons. The coding region runs from base 1 to 321 and encodes 106 amino acids. The record is from RefSeq and is a predicted model, not a curated record. Lineage: Eukaryota; Fungi; Basidiomycota; Agaricomycetes; Agaricales; Marasmiaceae.
AUGCACGAUACGGGAGUUCGGCUCAAGCACGAAAGUUUGCAGCACCCUAACAUUUCUGCCAGUGACUGUGCAUCCUGUACACGUCACUUGGCACAUUCUAAGAAAAUAGUCGAUGUCUCAUCGGGACAGAUUCUGACAGGAGAGUCCUUACUGGCACUGCUAUGUUCCAUCGAGGCACGAUCGAAACGGGCUCCGAAUGCCAUGAUAGGAUUUUAUAAUUUAAGAAGCAGAAGCUUUCAUUCUUCCUCUACCUUUCCUUUCUCUCUUUCCUCUCAUUCCAUUCAACAAAAUCACUCAUGUCUUUCAAGAGCAUUGUGGUGA